Molecule: messenger RNA, 771 nt
Organism: Trichoderma gamsii
Lineage: Eukaryota; Fungi; Ascomycota; Sordariomycetes; Hypocreales; Hypocreaceae
Exons: 2
Coding region: 1-771 (256 amino acids)
Biological process (GO): peptidyl-serine phosphorylation
Cellular component (GO): nucleus; cAMP-dependent protein kinase complex
Molecular function (GO): ATP binding; cAMP-dependent protein kinase activity
Source: RefSeq, a predicted model, not a curated record
AUGCCUUCGUUCGGGUCAUUCCUCAAGAAGAAGCGGACAAAGGAGGGCCACCCCGACAAGGACGGCCACAGCCACAGCAGUGCCAGCAACCCCACCAGCCCCGUCGCCCCCUCGGCGCCCGCCUCCAAGCUUUUCGACUCGUCGACGCUGCAGCAGCCGCGAGCGACCGGCGGUAGCCAUAGCAAUCACACCGGCGCAGGUAGUGGCAGCACAGGCGCAGGCACAGGCGCAGGCACAACGAUAGGCACAGCUCCAGCAGCAACAGGCCUUGGUCUAGGUCUAGGUCUAGGUCUGGCUGCUUCAGGCACCGCCGUCUCGCCUGGCUCCAUCUCGCCGUCUGCAUCCACUCCCAUUCCCGCCUCCGCACCCGCGUCCUCGAUCCCAGCCUCUGCGCCAGCCUCUGCGCAAGCUCCAGCUCCUGCCGCCUCUUCAGCCGAGCGAGACACGGCCAAGGCCGCUCCUCCCGUCUCCCCGACGUCGACGUCGACCUCGACCAUGAAUCCCGUCAACGUCCACUUCGGUCGCGUUCACCUGGUCCAGUCCAAGCACAACCAGCGCUUCUACGCCGUCAAAGUGCUCAAGAAGGCGCAAGUAGUCAAGAUGAAGCAAGUCGAGCACACAAACGACGAACGCCGCAUGUUGAGCGACGUCAAGCACCCUUUCCUCAUCACCCUGUGGGGUACCUUUCAAGACUGGAAGAACCUUUACAUGGUUAUGGAUUUCGUCGAGGGCGGUGAGCUGUUUUCGCUGCUAAGAAAAUCUGGGGUAUGA